Molecule: messenger RNA, 4588 nt
Organism: Peromyscus californicus insignis
Lineage: Eukaryota; Metazoa; Chordata; Mammalia; Rodentia; Cricetidae
Gene: Asic4
Product: acid sensing ion channel subunit family member 4
Exons: 10
Coding region: 2257-3876 (539 amino acids)
Biological process (GO): sodium ion transmembrane transport
Cellular component (GO): membrane
Molecular function (GO): ligand-gated sodium channel activity
Source: RefSeq, a predicted model, not a curated record
AAAAAACCCAGUAAAGAAAAAUCGAUAUUGGGAGAAAAGGGAAAAGAGAGAAGGAAAGAAGGAGUGGUGUGUAUGUGGCUCAGGGUGGGGGUGGGGGGCUUUGGAAAGGUCUGGGAGUCGAACAGGGAGAGUAUGGGAGAGUCCUGCCAGGGUAUGGGGUAGAGAGGGAGCUGUCUGCGGUCACUUGGACCCUUGCAUAGGAACUCAGCACCUGCUGCCAGUACCGACUCUUCUUUCCCCUGCUGUGUCCCCGCCAGAAGCAGCCUGAGCCUGUCCCCAGCGGUCUUCUCUCCCCAGCUCUGGGAACCUGCUGACCUAGACCCAUGGGAAGCUUGUGGGGGAAACCCAACUGUGGGGCCCUGGGAAGCCACUUUGCUGAAAGGUUGGCGACAUCUACUUAGAACACCGUGCAUGGCUAGGACCCGGUGUGUGGGUGGAUUCCACCCAGGAGUGACCCUCACUAGGGGUCUGACCUAGCCUUGUAGCCAGGGUGGGUUGAGCAGCAACCUGAACCCAAGGGGAGCCACGCUUGGGACCCUCCCUCAGGGCCAGGCUGAGACUGCGGGGCCAGCCUGACGCAGGGGAGGGGUGGCCGCUGGGCAGCGCGUGGACCUCGGGCUCUAAUCCCCAGCAGCUGCCGUUUCCCUCAGAUCGAUUCCCUUCUCACUUUUUUUUUUCAGCUGCUGGUUCCGCGGCUUGGAUCGAUGGAGCCGCCUCCCCCUCCCCUCUGAGCUUUCUCUCCCUGCUGCUCAUUAGCGCCCCGAUUAGUCAGCCCCCCCUUCCUCCCCAGGACAAGUGCUUCCUCCCCCCAUGAGGAUUCACACUUUCACACGCCCCUGGGGGGGGGGGGCACAAGUGGACUAUUCUUGCUACCUCCCAGCGGGAGGUCCCAAUGUAUCUGCCCCUGUGAACCAAGAGGGGCUUCUACCUCCUCCUGCGGUGAUGGUCCAUGGGUCUGAGUCCUCCUCCAAGGUAGCAGCCUGCAGGGUUCCCCUGCCUGGCUCUGCCAGGGGACAGGACAUCCUUGGCACUGAUUUCCUUAGUAUAUCAUUUCCAUGAAAGCCCCCCUCAUCUUCCCACUCCCUCUAAUAACCCCCAUGGGUUCUUCAUUUCCUUCUCCCCUGCCUUUGCGCUCUUUGCUCCCUUGUCUGGCACCCCCAGCUGCCCUCCUUUUCCCCAAGCCUGGUCAUAGCAAGGGAUUUGGAGCCUAUAAGGCUAGUAAAGUGGCCACAGAUGAGCAAGUCGGCCAGGGUGGCCUCUGCUCCAGUCACAAGAAUGGCUAGAAUUGGGACUGGGGACAAAGUCAGAGAAAGGGAGCCGGUGCCCCUCCUGGAACGGGUAGGGGUGUGGUGGGUGUUGGAAUCAGCAGCAAGGCUCUAGGGAAGGAGAGUCCCAGUGAAGCCACAGUUGUCUCUUAAUCUUGCUUGGCCAUCCCUUCCUUCCCUCCCUCAUUCAAACAAGUGGCUCUCUCAAGGAGUUUCUGGAAGCUGCUGUGAGUGGGGCAGUGAGAUCAGCUGAGGCUGGAGUCAGGGAAGCCAGGAGCUGGAGGACAGAGUUGGUUGACCCUUCGUGGGGUGUGGUCCAGAAAAAGUGGCAAGGAGUGGGCUGAGCCCUCUGAGCAUAGAUAGCAUCAUUCCCUGGAUGGCCUGAGACUGGACUCUCUGGGAGCCCCCACAAUGGACUAAGGUACAGCGAGAGUUUCAGAAGCACCCUCAAUACUGGGCUCUCCAUCCUGGGCUGGGGUAGGGCAGGGCGGGGGGUGGUUUUCCCUCCCUGGCCUGGCUCCUGCCUCCCGUGCCAGUGCCCGACGGUGAAACGCUGUUGACAUGUCCUGAAUUAUUAAGCACGGGGUGGGCUCCAGAGCACAUGCUGAGCGGAGCGGCUGGGGCUGCGCGGCGGCGUGGCGGAGCAACGCUUGCUCCCUCGCUCACUCGCUUGCUCGCAGGGACACACGCAGGGGCUGACAGCUGUGCUGGUGCUGAUAAGGGAAGCCACAAGGAGACGAUCGAGGAGAGAGACAAGCAAGCGGCAGCAGAGGCAGCAGCGGCAGAGGCAGCGCCGGGGCUGCGGAGCUGCUGGGAGUGGGAGUGACGCCCCCACCUCGGGCCCCCACCCUGUCCCCAUCCUCCUCCUGAUUGCCCUGAGUUUUAGAAGAGCAGCCGCUGCCGCCACCGCCACUCCGGAGGGCACCAGGGCUGCUGUCCAGGGAGGGACGGUAGCAGUGAGGCUCUGGCCAGUCCCAGCAGCCGGGGACAGAUGCCGAUCGAGAUUGUGUGCAAAAUCAAAUUUGCUGAGGAGGAUGCAAAACCCAAGGAGAAGGAGGCAGGGGAUGAGCAGAGCCUCCUGGGGGCUGCUCAGGGGCCAGCAGCCCCUCGGGACCUGGCCACCUUUGCCAGCACCAGCACUCUGCAUGGGCUGGGCCGGGCCUGUGCCCCAGGCCCCCAUGGACUGCGCAGAACCCUGUGGGCACUGGCCCUACUCACCUCACUGGCUGCCUUCCUAUACCAGGCAGCCAGCCUGGCCAGGGGCUACCUGACCCGGCCUCACCUGGUAGCUGUGGACCCUGCUGCCCCAGCCCCGGUGGCGGGCUUCCCGGCUGUCACCCUCUGCAACAUCAACCGAUUCCGGCAUUCGGCACUCAGCGAUGCUGAUAUCUUCCACCUGGCCAAUCUAACAGGGCUGCCCCCCAAAGACCGGGAUGGGCACCGUGCAGCUGGCCUUCGUUACCCAGAGCCUGACAUGGUAGACAUCCUCAACCGCACUGGCCACCAGCUUGCGGACAUGCUCAAGAGCUGCAACUUCAGUGGGCACCGCUGCUCCGCCAGCAACUUCUCCGUGGUCUACACUCGCUAUGGGAAGUGUUACACCUUCAAUGCAGAUCCUCAGAGCUCACUGCCCAGCCGGGCUGGUGGCAUGGGUAGUGGCCUGGAGAUCAUGCUAGACAUCCAGCAGGAGGAAUACCUACCCAUAUGGAGGGAGACAAAUGAGACGUCAUUUGAGGCUGGUAUCCGGGUGCAGAUCCACAGCCAGGAGGAGCCUCCCUACAUCCAUCAGCUGGGGUUCGGUGUGUCCCCAGGCUUCCAGACUUUUGUGUCUUGCCAGGAACAGCGGCUGACUUAUCUGCCCCAGCCUUGGGGCAACUGCCGGGCGGAGAGCGAGCUCAGGGAGCCUGAGCUUCAGGGCUACUCAGCCUAUAGUGUGUCUGCCUGCCGACUGCGGUGUGAGAAGGAGGCCGUGCUCCAGCGCUGCCACUGCCGGAUGGUGCACAUGCCAGGCAAUGAGACCAUCUGCCCGCCAAAUAUCUACAUUGAAUGUGCCGACCACACACUGGACUCCCUGGGCGGAGGCUCUGAGGGCCCAUGCUUCUGCCCCACCCCGUGCAACCUGACUCGCUAUGGCAAAGAGAUCUCCAUGGUCAAGAUCCCCAACAGGGGCUCUGCCAGGUACCUGGCGAGGAAGUACAACCGCAAUGAGACCUACAUCCGGGAGAACUUCCUAGUCCUGGAUGUCUUCUUCGAGGCCCUAACGUCUGAAGCCAUGGAACAGCGAGCAGCCUAUGGCCUGUCAGCCCUGCUGGGGGACCUUGGGGGACAGAUGGGCCUGUUCAUUGGGGCUAGCAUCCUCACCUUGCUGGAGAUCCUUGACUACAUCUAUGAGGUCUCCUGGGAUCGACUCAAGAGGGUGUGGCGACGGCCCAAGACCCCACUGCGGACAUCCACGGGGGGUAUCUCCACUUUGGGGCUACAGGAGCUGAAAGAACAGAGUCCCUGUCCAAGCCGGGGGCGUGCUGAGGGUGGAGGAGCUAGCAGCCUGCUUCCCAACCAUCACCACCCCCACGGGCCCCCAGGAAGCCUCUUUGAAGACUUUGCUUGCUAGGAUGGUGCUGUGUGGGGAAGUACCCAUGAGUCUGGGACUCUACCCACCCAGGCCCCCCCCACAUCUCCUGGUCCUGGGACAGAAGACCUGGGGCAGCCCAGGGCUAAGGGAAGGGGGUGGUGCUCACUGAGAGGCCAGGACUGGGGUCCUGCUCUCCCCGACCCAGGCUUGGCUGCCUUGCACAAGGGUCCUUCUUGUCCACACUCCCUGCUCCCAGGCGGGUGUCCAGGAAGGGCUGAAGACCAGACUAGAGGCCCCUGAGGAGGGGAGGGAGGAAGAGAAAGACAGGGGAGGUGGAACCCUGGCAGGGCCCCGCUGUACAUUUGUAUAUAUUUAGGGACUGGGUGGGGGUGGGACACAGACAUACAAGGGUGGGGCUGCAGGGGAGGGUGACACGGGAUAGUCAGGGUCCCAGCCCUAGAGGUAGAUGGCAACUCCUUGGGACCUAGGCAUGUUGGGCUGGUUCUACUUCCCUCUCUCCAGGCCCAGCUCCCCUCUUGGCAGGGGGAGUGGGUGGCCCAGCAGGCCUGGCCCAGCUCCCAGUCCCCCCUGUACCAGCCCCACCACAAGUUCCCUCCAUGAGGAGCGGGCGGAAGACCUUUCAGACCUCGGCCAAGCUUAGCGGGAGGGGGAGCGGCCUUCUCAGUCCUUGCUUCCUAAAGACUGGUUUUAUAAAGUGCAGGCGAAAUUGGGAAUAAAGAGUCACAAAGAA